GUCGAUUAGUUUGGAAAGUUUGAUGGAUGCCACAGCCCUUCAUUAUGAAAACCAGAAGUUGGUGCAGCAAUUGGAAGCACAGAAGUCUGAAAUGCAUGUGUUGGAAGCUAAGUUCAAGGAGUUGAGGAAUGAACAAUCUUCUUAUGACAAUACUUUGAUUUCCCUGGAUAAGAUGUGGAAUCAGCUUGUUGAUGAUUUAAUCUUGCUUGGAGUUCGAUUUGGUGGCGGUUUGAAUAAUUUGCCUGCACUUGACCAUGAAGAGUUGUCAGAAGAAUCUAUCGAGUCAUGUCCUUCUGAGGAAAUUUUUCUCUUCAUGCUCUUGAAGUCCAACAAUUAUGGAAAAAAGGACGACAAUAGCUUGUUGGAAUUCGCUGAAGAAGCUCUUGCUUUGCGCCGUUCGGCAACUCUUGCUCUGAUGAGGUCCCUUCAAGAGGCUAUUGCUGCACAACAGGCUAGAAGUGAAUAUUUGUCAUUAGCUUUAAAUGGAGAGAAGUCAAAUGAAGAUGUUGUUGUUGCCCUCCAAAACCACAAUGAUCACUUGAAAGAGGUGGUUGGCAAUGUCCGUGAAGCUAUUUCUAUCGUCAAUGAGAAGCAUAAAAGGUAUCUGGAUGAGAUUGAGGCUUUCAAAAGCAGCUACUCGAAAGAAUUGCAGGAAAUCAAGCAUCUUUCAGGAGAGCUAGAGGAAACCAUGGCAGAGCUUGAGGAAAGUCGACGGAAGUUGGUUAUUCUCCAGUUGCAGAGGCAUGGAAGUUCGCUAAUGAACAUGUCUGGUCCAAACGCUGUGAAUGGUGCUGUUUCGGCUGAUAAAUCUUCAGAUGAAAACAUGGGCUGGGGAGAUCUUAAAGAUGCUGUUGACGAAGCUAAGACCCUUGCAGGAAACCGCCUGCUUGAACUCCAUGAGACUCAAGAGGAUAAUCUAAUACUGUCUAACCAGUUAGAAGAUCUGCAGGCUCAAUUAAAAGAUGAUAACUAUAUUUUCACAUCAAAACCAUAUACAAUUCUUAGCGACAAGUUACAUCAUAUGAAUGCUGAGAUAGAACGAUACAAGGGUUUGGUUGAAGUAUUACAGAAUGAUAAGAACCAGUUCUUGCAAAGGGAGAAAGAAAUGUGUGCAAAAGGAGAAUCUGUCGACAAUAUUAAACAAUCCAUUACCGCUUAUGAGGCCAAAAUCGAAGAACUGGAACAUCAGAUUCUGAAAUCCAUUCCUGAGAAGAAUGAUCUUGAGAUCAAAGUUGAGGAAUCAUUGCAAGAUUCAGGUAAAAAAGACUUCAAGGAUGAGAUUCAUGUCAUGGCUGCAGCACUCUCUAAAGAGAUGGAAAUGAUGGAGAAUCAAUUGAAUAGAUCAAAGGAUGCGGCUUCUGAAGCACUUGCAUUACGUGAAGAAGCUGAAUCGUUGAGAACCUUGUUAGCUAAGAAGAUCAGUGAGCAGAAGGAAAUAUCUGAUAGAUACAACGCACAAGUCUCUGAGAUCAAGUCCCUCAAAGAAUUGAUUGAGACGUUGGAAAAGGAAAAUCAGGAGUUGGAAUUUAUUGUGGAUAUGUAUGGGAAAGAAUGUUCUGAGUCGAGGACAAUUACAGAGAUCAAGGAAUCAGAAAAUCGAGCUCGCAAGCAGGCUGAAUAUUUGAGAACUAGUCUAGAGGAGCAUAGUCUUGAGCUUCGUGUAAAAGCAGCAAAUGAAGCCGAAACUGCAUGCCAGAGAAGGCUUUGCAUUGCUGAAGCAGAACUGGAAGAGUUAAGGACCGAUGUAGAUGCAUCUGAAAGAGAUGUUCUGGAACUCAAGGAGGCAAUAAGAAUUAAAGAAGCGGAAGGAGAUGCUUAUAUCUCUGAAAUUGAGACAAUUGGUCAAGCAUAUGAAGACAUGCAGACACAAAACCAGCAUCUUCUUCAACAGGUUGCCGACAGAGAUGAUUUUAACAUAAAGCUAGUAUCAGAUAGUGUGAAGACAAAGCAAGCCUCUGCUUCCCUUCUCUCUGAAAAGCAUUUGUUACAGAAGCAACUCCAUCAGGUUAACAGUUCACUGGAGUCAUCUAAACAAAAACUCUCCCGUGGUGAAGAGCAGAUGAAAGCCUAUGUCGCACAAGCUAUAAAAACUUCUUCAGAGAACAGGCAUCAUGCAAUUACCAUUGAAAAGACUCUGCUGGAGGUAUCUGAAGCAGAGAAGGAGCUCAAGUGGCUUCGGUCCGUUGUUGGAUCCUCUGAGAAAGAAUAUGAGCAAAACCAGAAAAAAAUAGCUGAGCUCAGAACGGAGCUGGAGCGUGAGAGAAGCGAGAAGAGAAAGCUCGAGGAAGAAUACGAGGAGGUGAAGAAUGAAGUCGCGGAGCUGACCUCCGAGAACGAAGAGGCUACUAUCCAGAAGCUCCAGGACGAGAUAAAAGAAUGCAAGGCUAUUCUCAAGUGUGGCGUGUGCUUUGACCGACCCAAAGAGGUUGUGAUCACCAAAUGCUUCCAUCUAUUCUGCUCGACAUGUAUCCAGAGGAACCUUGAGCUACGCCACCGGAAGUGCCCAGGCUGUGGCACCCCUUUCGGGCAAAACGACGUGCGAGAGGUGAAGAUCUGAAGUCUCGGCGAGUUUGCCUUUGAUGACCUGGUAGUAGGUCGUUGGUGCCUCUGGACAUCAUCAUCCAUCUGCUCUCCAUGCUUGUCUCUUGUAGAUAUGUAAUGGUUUCCGUUGUCCCGUGGGGGCGCUUAGAUCCAGCAAAGAAGUCAUAAAACCUAAGAUAAAUGAACAAGUAACAAAGAAGUGAAAAUGAAGUUUGUUGUAACUUUA
Molecule: messenger RNA, 2767 nt
Organism: Triticum urartu
Lineage: Eukaryota; Viridiplantae; Streptophyta; Magnoliopsida; Poales; Poaceae
Source: RefSeq, a predicted model, not a curated record